CUUCCUACCGGCGCCCAAAGCUCCGGGUGGCCGCGGCCGAGCCGGGAGCCGAGCGCGCUGGGCGCGGCCGUCCCGCUGCCGCUGCUGGCGCGUGAGAGCCUGAGUGCACCCGCGGCCAUGGUCCCCGCGGCGGCUACCGGCGCCUGAGCCCCGAACGCGGGCACCGGAGGCGGGCGGCCGGCUGUGCGGGCGCGACGGAGUGGCCGACAGAAGGUGAGCGCUGUGGGCUAUGGGAUGGAUGAGGUGCAGCAGGACCAGCAUGAGGCCCGACUCAAGGAGCUGUUUGACAGUUUUGACACGAUGGGCACUGGGUCCCUGGGACAGGAGGAACUCACCGACCUUUGCCACAUGUUGAGCUUGGAGGAGGUGGCCCCGGUGCUGCAAGAGACGCUGCUUCAGGACAACCUCUUGGGCAGGGUGCAUUUUGACCAGUUUAAAGAAGCAUUAAUACUUAUCUUGUCUAGAACUCUGUCAGAUGAAGAACACUUUCAGGAGCCAGCAUCUGUGGGUGUCAGCUGCCAACAAGUAGCUCGGGUGUCUGGGCCGAUCCUGAAUACUCACAGGCUGACACACUCUCUCCUGAUAAAAGACUGCUCACUAGAAGCUCAGCCCAAAUAUGUUAGAGGUGGGAAGCGUUAUGGACGAAGGUCCUUACCGGAGUUUCAAGAAUCCGUGGAGGAGUUCGCAGAGGUGACAGUGAUUGAGCCCCUCGAAGAAGAAGAAGAAGAAGAAGAAGCAAGGCCUUCACACGUUCCGGCCGGAGACCACCAUGAGCACUGGAAGACGCAACCCAGCGAGGAGUACGAAGCAGAAGGCCAGCUAAGAUUUUGGAACCCAGAUGAUUUGAAUGCCUCCCAAAGUGGGUCUGCCCCUCCCCAAGACUGGAUAGAAGAGAAGCUGCAGGAGGUUUGUGAAGAUUUGGGGAUUACCCGUGAUGGUCACCUGAACCGAAAGAAGCUGGUCUCCAUCUGUGAGCAGUAUGGUUUGCAGAAUGUCGAUGGAGAGAUGCUUGAGGAAGUCUUCCAUAAUCUUGAUCCUGAUGGUACAAUGAGUGUAGAAGAUUUUUUCUACGGCUUGUUCAAAAAUGGGAAAUCCCUUACACCGUCAGCAUCUACUCCAUAUAGACAGUUGAAAAGGCAUCUCUCCAUGCAGUCUUUUGAUGAGAGUGGACGACGUACUACAACCCCAUUGGUGAUGACGAGUACCACUGGCUUCCGGGUCUUCUCCUGCCUGGAUGAUGGGAUGGGCUACGCAUCAGUGGAGAGAAUACUUGACACCUGGCAGGAAGAGGGCAUUGAGAACAGCCAGGAGAUACUGAAGGCCUUGGAUUUUAGCCUUGAUGGAAACAUCAACUUGACAGAGUUGACACUGGCUCUUGAAAAUGAACUUUUGGUCACCAAGAACGGCAUCCACCAGGCGGCUCUGGCCAGCUUCAAAGCUGAGAUCCGGCAUUUGCUGGAGCGUGUUGAUCAAGUGGGCAGAGAAAAAGAGAAGCUACGGUUAGAUCUGGACAAAGCCGAGAAGCUCAAGUCUCUCAUGGCCUCAGAGGUGGACGAUCAUCAUGCGGCCAUCGAGCGACGGAAUGAGUACAACCUCAGGAAACUGGAUGAAGAGUACAAGGAACGCAUAGCAGCCUUAAAGAAUGAACUCCGAAAGGAGAGGGAGCAGAUCAUGCAACAGGUGGGCAAGCAGCGUUUGGAACUUGAGCAGGAAAUUGAAAAGGCAAAAACAGAAGAGAACUACAUCCGGGACCGCCUGGCCCUCUCUUUAAAGGAAAACAGUCGACUAGAAAAUGAGCUGCUGGAAAAUGCUGAGAAGUUGGCAGAGUAUGAGAAUCUGACAAACAAACUUCAACGAAAUUUGGAAAAUGUGUUAGCAGAAAAGUUUGGUGACCUCGAUCCCAGCAGUGCUGAAUUCUUCCUGCAAGAAGAGCGGCUGGCACAGAUGAGAAAUGAAUAUGAGCAGCAGUGCAGGGUAUUACAAGACCAAGUGGAUGAACUCCAGUCUGAGCUGGAAGAAUAUCGUACACAAGGCAAAGUUUCCAGACUUCCCUUGAAGAACACACUGUCAGAAGAACUUGGUGUUAGUGAUUGCCUUGAGCCUGACCAGGGGCUUGGUUCUGAAGACUGCAAUCCACUGAAUAUGAGCAUCGAGGCAGAGCUGGUCAUCGAACAGAUGAAAGAACAUCAUCACAGGGACUUGUGUCACCUAAGACUGGAGCUUGAAGAUAAAGUGCACCACUAUGCACAGCAGCUUGAGGAAACCAAGGCCGCCUGUGAAAAGGAGCAGGAGAACAUGAGGCAAAAGUAUGAGAACGAAGUGCGCAUCCUGGAAAAGCAAAUAAGUGACCUUACACAUGACAUGGCAGAACUCCAGGGCCGGGCAGUGGCGCUCCAGGAGGCACAGCAUAUGACUAACUGCAGACACGAGGAGGAGAAGCAGCAACUGCAGAUGAGGUGGGACGAGGAGAAGACUCUCCUGCAGGAAGCGCUGAGGCUGGAACAUGAGGCAGAGCUCAAGGACAGACUGGGGCAGGCAGAGGAGAGCUUCGCCCGCGAGAGGGAGGGACUUCUUCACAGCGGUGCCUGGACAGAAGAGAAGGUGAGGGGCUUGACUCAGGAGCUCGAGCAGUUCCACCAGGAGCAGCUGGAAAGCCUGGCGGAGAAGCACGCUCUCGAGAAGGAGGAGUUGCGAAAAGAGCUCUUGGAAAAACACCAAAGGGAAUUUCAAGAGGAAAGGGAAAAAAUGGAAACUGAGUGUACUAGAAGAACCUGUGAGAUAGAAGCCCAGGUUCAGGCUGACUGUCAGAAAGUCACUGAGAGAUGUGAGAGUGCUCUGCAGCGCCUGGAGAGGCACCUGCGCCAAGAGCUGAGGGAGCUCCUGGAACAGCAGCGCGAGGAGAGGUCUCAGUGGCAGUUUGAGAAGGAUGAGCUCACGCAGGAGUGUGCCGAGGCCCAGGAGCAGCUGAAGGAGACGCUCCAGAGAGAGAAAGCGACUUCCCUGGCCUUGACCCAGGAGAGAGAGAUGCUGGAGAAAACAUACAAAGAACACCUGAGUAGCGUGGUUGGUGAGAGAGAACAGCUACUCAGAGACCUGGAAGACCUAAGAAAAGUGUCUGAAAGUCAGCAAAGCCUACUGUCCGACCAGAUCCUGGAGCUGAAACGCAGUCACGAGAGAGAGCUGAAGGACCGCGAGCAGGUCCUGUGCCAGGCGGGCGUCUCGGAGCAGCUGGCCAACCAGCGGCUUGAAAGGCUGGAAAUGGAACGUGACCAGGAGAGGCGGGAAAUGGUGUCCAAGCUCCUGGCCAUGGAGAGCGUCCACAGAGUGACCUGUGAGAAAGCAGAUCGAGACAGAGCCGAGAUGAGCACAGAAAUCGCCCAGCUUCAGAAUAAAAUUAAGGAGAUGCAGGAGGUGGCAUCUCCUCCCUCCAGGCUGCAGAAUGGCUGCCAGGAAACAGGAGGGGAGGAGGCAGAAGGAAGUGGAGCCAUGUCCCUGCUCCAGCAAGGAGAGCAGCUGUUGGAAGAGAAUGGAGAUGUCCUCUUGAGCCUGCAGAGAGCUCACGAGCAGGCAGUGAAGGAAAACGUGAAGAUGGCUGCGGAAAUCUCUCGAUUGCAGCAGAGGCUGCAGAAAUUAGAGCCAGGGUCGGUCAUGUCGUCUUCUUUAGAGGAGGCCACCACUGGGCUUUUCGGGAAUUCUGUGGAACAAACAGAGCCAUGUUUACUGCAAAACCGAAGGGAGCAAGUAGAAGGUGUGACCAGGCGGCGCGUCCUGAGCGACCUGCAAGACGAUGAGGCCCCGGACCUGGGAAGCACAGGGACGAGCUCUCUUCAGAGACAGGAGGUCCAAGUCGAGGCGUCUGAAGCGUCCAUGGGGAGUUUUUCUGAGCUUGAAAACAGCGAUGAGACCAGGACUGAGACCUGGGACCUGAAGAAUCAGAUUUCUCAACUUCAGGAACAAUUAAUGGUCUUACGUGCGGACUGCGAUCGAGCUUCUGAGAAGAAGCAGGACCUACUCUUCGAUGUUUCUGUGCUCAAGAAGAAGCUCAACGCGCUUGAGAGAGUCGCCGAGGCUUCUCCCAAGUAUAAACUGUUAUACGAAGACGCCGGCAGAGAAAACGACUGUCUCCAGGAAGAGCUGCGAGUGCUGGAGACGCACUACGAGGAAGCCCUGGACAGCAACAAGGAACUCGCUUCAGAGGUUUUCCGAUUGCAGGACGAGCUGAAGCGAGCGGAAGAAGUGACCGAAACGUUCCUCGGCCUGGAAAGGAGUUACGAUGAGGUCAAAAGGGAAAACGAGGAGCUGCACGUUGUGGUUCUGAGACUUGAAGGCACGAUUGAGAGGCUGCAAGAAAGAGCGGCGCUCCAGUGUGGCUGCUUCUCCCUGUGGGAAGCCCAGUUAGAGGGCCUGGACCCCCAGCCCGAGCCCGAUGGGAAGGCACUUGCGCUAAAUCAGACACCGGGAGCACGUGCGCCCAAGGCUUUGAAUGUAUGCCAGGUUAUAGAAGAACAUUAUCAAGAAAACCAGUACCUUGGGCAGGAGAACACCCAGAUCCUGGGAAAAGUAAAAGCACGUGAAAUUGCCUGGCUGCACACAACAAUCCAGACUCACGGAGAAAAGCCUGGAGAACAGAACCAGGUGACCAUCGAGGAAAACACCACCCUCCUAGGCCUCCAACACAGACAUUUCCAGCGUCAGGCCGUGAUCGCGGAGUUAGAACUGGAGAAAAAAAAGCUGCAGGAGCUGACUAGGAAGUUGAGGGAGAGAGUCACUAAUUUAGUGAAGCAAAAAGAUGUCCCUGCUCAAGGAGGGAAGGAGGAAGAGCUGAAGGCAAUGAUGCAUGACUUGCAGGUCACGUGCAGUGAGAUGCAGCAGAAAGUUGAGCUUCUGAGAUAUGAAUCUGAGAAGCUUCAAGAAGAAAAUUCUAUUUUGAGAAAUGAAAUUACUACUCUAAGUGAAGAAGAUAGCAUUUCUAACCUGCAGUUGGAGAAAUUAAAUGGAUCUCAGGAAGAAAUGUGGCAAAAUAUAGAAACUGUAAAACAGGAAAAGGCCGCAGUUCAGCAGAUGGUUGAAAAUUUAAAGAAACAGAUUUCAGAAUUAAAAACCAAAAACCAACAGUUGGAUUUGGAAAAGACGGAACUUAGCCAAAAGAACUCUCAAAAUCAGAGAGAAUUGCAAGAGCUUAAUCAACGUCUGGCGGAAGUGCUGUGCCAGGAGAAGGAGCCAGGGCGCGGCACGCUGGAGGAGUGGCAAGAGGAGAAGUCUACGCUGGAAGAGGAGCUGGAACGCUGUAAAGUGCAGUCCUCUGCUUUGGUGUCUUCUUUGGAGGCAGAACUCUCUGAAGUUAAAAUACAGACGCAUAUUGUGGAACAGGAAAACCUCCUUCUCAAAGAUGAACUGGAGAAAAUGAAGCAGCUGCUCAGAUGUCCCGAUCUCUCUGACUUCCAGCAAAAAAUUUCUAGUGUUCUAAGCUACAAUGAAAAACUGCUGAAAGAAAAGGAAGCUCUAAGCGAAGAACUAAAUAGCUGUGUUGAUAAGUUGGCAAAAUCAAGCCUUUUAGAGCGCAGAAUGGCUACUAUGAAGCAAGAACAGAAGUCUUGGGAACAGCAGAGUGAAAGCUUAAAGUUGCAGCUAGCGGCUUCGCGGGAAAAGGUUCAGAGUUUAGAGGACACACUACAGAAUGUAAACCUGCAGAUGUCCCGGAUUAAAUCCGACCUACGAGUGACUCAGCAGGAAAAGGAGGCUUUAAAACAAGAAGUGAUGUCUUUAUGUAAGCAGCUUCAGAAUGCUGAUGACAAGAACUGGGCCCCAGAAGUAGCCACCCACCCAUCAGGAUUCCAUAACCAGCAGCAGCGGCUGUCUUGGGACAAGUUGGAUCAUCUAAGGAAUGAGGAACAACAGCUGCUUUGGCAGGAGAACGAGAGACUCCAGACUGUGGUGCAGAACACCAGAGCAGAACUCACACACUCCCGGGACAAGGUCCGUCAACUGGAAUCCAGCCUUCUUCCCCCCAUGCACCAAGCACAGGUAAAUGCAUCAGGUACUGGGAAGCCCACAGAGCAGGAGAAGUUGAGCUUGAAAAGAGAGUGCGAACAGUUUCAAAAGGAAAGAUCUCCUGCGAAUAGGAAGGUCAGUCAAAUGAAUUCCCUUGAACGAGAAUUAGAAACAAUUCAUUUGGAAACUGAAGGCCUGAGAAAGAAACAAGUAAAACUGGAUGAGCAGCUAAUGGAGAUGCAGCACCUGAAGUCCACUGUGAUGCUUAGCCCAUCCCCUCACGCACUGGAUCUGCAGCUUCUCCAGCAGCAAGCCUGCCCGAUGGUGCCCAGGGAGCAGUUUCUGCAGCUUCAACACCAGCUGCUGCAGGCAGAAAGGAUAAACCAGCGCCUGCAGGAGGAACCUGAAAACAGAACCUCUGAAACCAACACACCACAGGAAAACCAGGAACAACUGGUAACUGCCAUGGAGGAACGAAUGAUGGAAGUUGAACAGAAAUUGAAAUUGGUGAAAAGGCUUCUUCAGGAGAAAGUGAAUCAGCUCAAAGAACAACUCUGCAAGAAUACUAAAGCAGAUGCAAUGGUGAAGGAUUUGUAUGUUGAAAAUGCCCAGUUGUUGAAAGCUCUCGAAAUGACUGAACAGCGACAAAAAACAGCCGAGAAGAAAAAUUACCUCCUAGAAGAGAAGAUUGCCAGCCUCAGCAAUAUAGUCAGGAAUCUGACACCAGCACCAUUGAUUUCUACCCCUCCCUUGAGGUCAUAGCAAAGCCAAAGGAUAUAUUCAUGUUUGUGCACUUUACUGAAAUGGAUGGAACAUUUCAGUAGGUUCUCUCGACCAUUUUUUCUUUUUUUUAAUAUAAAAAACCUUGAAUGGCUUCAAGUUAAGCCUAACCUAAAACUGUCAGCAACAAAAUUGGAGUUUCCAUUCAUUGUAAUGAGUUUUUCAAAAUAGAUUUUAAUGGGAGUUGCAAGCAAAUAUUCACAUAUUUCACUGUUUGAAGUAUUCUCAAGUCUUGAAUUUUUAAAUAUUUUAGGAGCCACCAAGAAGGUAGAUAUUAACAACAAUUCAAGAACCUUAAAACCCCAGUUUUGAAUGAGUUUUUUAAAAUAAUUAUUAAAUUCCAGAUAUUUUAAGUUUGAGAUCUAAUUAAUUUUGUUGUUUUGAUCUUUAUUUUAAGCCAAUUAUAUGCCUUCUCAACAUUUAAGGCAUAUAUUUGGCUUAAAAUAUGGGAAAGUCAUUCUGUUUCUAAUAGUUUCAUUCUUUGAAUUAAUUGGUAGACUUUCUGCUUGCUAACAGCAACUGGGCUCAAUAACCACUGAAGUCAAAAAUGCCAGAGUCCAUAGAGCUCUAUCUUCUACCACCUAUGACAGUAUUAUCAUUCUUGAUGUAUUAUAGAUAUAAAACUGAUUUACUCAACUGCACUGUUAACUAAUGUUAAAACUUUACUUUCUUUAAACAGUCUUUUUUCCCCUUCUUAUAAGCUUCGUUUGGGAGCUUGUCUCCUAAAAAAACAAAAAUGGAUAAGGCCACAUCCUUAAAGCAUUUGAACUAUAGGGAAGGCACUGGACAAACCACUUUGGAGAACAGCUAUUUGAAAGAAAGAUAAGCACACCACGUGUGUUUCAAUCUCCCCAAAGUCUUAGAAUUCAUGAAAUUACCUAUGGGGUUGCCUCAAGAACUCAGGGAAUAAUACUUUAAACUGUAUUUCUGACAUAACAUAGGGCCUCUUUAAGAAUUUAAAAUGUAAAUAUCAGGUGAACAUAUUUAUUUGUCUUAUAUCAAGAGCCAUAGUGGGAUUUUUAUUUCUAUACUUUUAGUGAAUAUAAUCUGGCGGGGGGGGGGAAGGCCUUGGUUUUAAUUUAUAGAGUAGUUAUUAUUAUUUCUUGUUUGUUUAAAUAGUUAAAUAUUUCCACACUUCUUCCUCCUCUACACCUCAAAUCUGAUAAGAAUUUCUUACUGUGAUAAGCAUUGGCAUACCAUCUGAGGUAAAGAAGUGCCAAAUAGGAUUUCCCAUUCAGCCUGAAGACCAGAACUUUGUAGAACAGUAAACAUUGUAGACUGGAUAACUUUUUGCCCCCCAAGUAAAUCUAUGUUGUAGCCAACAUCAGCCAGCAGUUGAUGGAAGACUUUAUUAGCUGUAGAACACUAACAAAGCUCAUCACAAUCACCUAUUUGUUUUUGUGGAAGAGCAAUUCGAUAAGAAAUAUUCACUUGGAUGUAUCCCAGGAAAACCAAACCCAUUGAUUUACAAGAGGUAUAACAGCAAAAGCAGACACUGCUUUAUGGGCAGGAACAAAAGAUGAAGCAAACUGCCUAAGAAGUCAUAUGUUAGAAACUCAGUCACCACACAACAAUUUGCAUCAAGGAACUUUGGCGUUCCUCCAGGCCUAACCAUCUACUAUUAGUCCCGCCUGCCAACACAGGGGUCCUCGCUAUAAAAGUCCUGACAAGGCAUGGGAGUUCACAUUCAUGAAGCAAACCUUUGCAUUUUUAGACAGCUUUUAUCAGAAAAUCCUGAUUUCCUCCUGGACAAAGAAUUUUAAUCCUUCCGUAUAAUUAUACCUCAAAGCAUCUGAUAUCUGCCUUCCCUCGUCUUUCUUUUCCAGGGCAAACAUUACUAGUAAAUGCAACUACUUUUGCCGCAUUGAAUUUAACAGAAUCUUUUUCACUUUUAAAACUGGGGUUAGACCUUGGCUAAGGUCAUAAAUAAACUAAGUAUCUGUGGUAUGCUGAUGCUUCAAGUUACUCACGGUUAUUGCCAUCAGAAAUGAACAAGCAUACUUCUCAAAUACCUGACAUAGCAUGCGAUCACAGGUUGUAUUUUAAUUUUUACAUUAUGAAAAGUGUAGGUUAAUUUGUUUAUUUCUUACAAAUCUGUAUUUUUAUGUAUAUAAAAUGCAUUACAAUGAAUGUGAAUGUGACUUUCUGGAAAGUUUUAGACUACAUUUAGGAUCCCUUUAUCCAAAAUCAAAGUGCUGCUCCAAUGAAAGUAUAUUUAACCAACAUGUAGGUGCUUAAUUUCUUACUUUACUGCAUUUUUGAAGUUGGAAAAAAAGAUCAACAUGAGAAAUACAUAGCUACCUUAAUACAUUUGUGCAGCAGUUUAUUUUUGUAAAGUAGAUUAGAAUGGGAAUUUAACUGGCAAUUUAUAGUAUAGCUUAUGGCUUUUUAAAAGACCUUUUAAGGAGAUUAAACUGUUAAAAUGUUUAGAUUUUGCUUUUAAACUUUAUAAUAGCACUCUUUAAAAUCACAAGUUGUAAAUUAUUUUGUAGACAUUUAUAGCUGCUUCUUUGUUAAAAGCACUUUUUCUUGACUUCCUAAGAACAGUUAUUUAAAUUAAGUCCUAGAUCAGUGGUUCUCAACCUUGGCUGCACAUUAGAAUCACCUGGGAAUCUUUUUAAAAUCCUGAGGCCCACAAAUCGGGAUCUUAAAAAGAUUCCCAGGUGAUUCUAAUGUGCAGCCAAGGUUGAGAACCACUGUCCUAGAUGAUGGGAUCUUCAUUUCAAGAAAAGAAAAUCAGGUUUGCCUUAGUGAUAAAACACAUUGUACUAAGAGGAGGGUAGGAAAACCUGUGUUCUGUUUCACACUCUUCUGCUUUUUAGAAGCCUGAGCUCUUAAGUUGAAUUUGUGAAGGAAGAAAAGUAGAAGGGGAAGGAAGGAUAGAACCACCACAGUAUUUUAUUUAUUUUUCUAAAAUUCUUAAUAAACUCAGAUUUUAAAAACUAUUUUAAAUGCCAGUCCUCCCCAGAAGCAUCAAAUGCAUUGAUUAUAUAUUUCAUCUUAAGCAUAUUUUACAUAAAUAGAUCACCAAGUCAUACGCUUUAAAGGUAUCGGAUGAGCUGUUACAGGUCUAGUAUUUCAAUAAUGUACCAAUACCCAGGGCAUGUAUUAUUAUGAGGAACUUUUUUUAAAAAGAAUGAAUGAGACUUUAUGGCAGAUUUUAACAUGUUGGAAUGAAUUUAUUUUUUGUGAUUUCUUUCUUUUUUUCUGAGUGAAGGAAAAAGAAAGGUGUUGCUACUGUCAGCAUUUAAAGGUAUUCCCAUCAAGGGAAGACUCAGUGCUUUGUAAUAAAUAGUAUUAAGCAAGUCUGGUUUUGAACGGGUUACCUGGAAUGACCAUUGGAAUGAUAUAAUUAUACAAGUAAACCAAAAACCAAGUCAAGGCCUAAUAACCAAAACAUUCCAUAUUUAAAACUUAUUCAUUAUAUCAUGUUUGAACCUAUUUGAACAUCUCAGCCUCAUAAAAUAGUUUUGGUUUUAUGGCAUGUAAAGCUGUUUAAUAAUAAAUCCAAGUUAGCUUUUUGUUUCUCAGUUUUUCUGAGAGAUAUGUUAAAUUUAUUCUUAUGGGAAGACAUCACUGCAUGAUUUAAGGAACAUUGGUUUUGUGAUGGAAAACCUGAGUUCAUCUAAAGCCAUUUUAGGAUUCUUCUCAGAUAAAGGUUAAUGUGUAUAUCAACCUUGUAUAUUUCAGCUUAGCCAUUCUAUCUUAGAACAUUUUUAAUGUGAGCUUAAAAUGUAAAUAAAUAAUUUUUAAACAUGG
Myotis myotis is the source of this 10530-nucleotide messenger RNA. It is a transcript of the gene NIN, whose product is annotated as ninein. The record is from RefSeq and is a predicted model, not a curated record. Gene Ontology annotation, biological process: microtubule anchoring at centrosome; centrosome-templated microtubule nucleation; centrosome localization. NCBI's taxonomy places the organism in Eukaryota, Metazoa, Chordata, Mammalia, Chiroptera, Vespertilionidae. The coding region runs from base 235 to 6753 and encodes 2172 amino acids. Gene Ontology annotation, molecular function: calcium ion binding. Gene Ontology annotation, cellular component: centriole; ciliary transition fiber; centrosome. The transcript is spliced from 32 exons.